Fusarium poae is the source of this 1536-nucleotide messenger RNA. RefSeq lists its product as uncharacterized. The transcript has 3 exons. Bases 1 to 1536 code for a protein of 511 amino acids. Lineage: Eukaryota; Fungi; Ascomycota; Sordariomycetes; Hypocreales; Nectriaceae. Gene Ontology annotation, molecular function: protein binding. The record is from RefSeq and is a predicted model, not a curated record.
AUGACUGGCCCUGCCUCUCCCCAGGCCGAAGGUCCCACGUUUGCUCCUCCUCCGUUGCCCGCGGGUUGGAUUGCUCAGUGGGAUGGUACGAGCAAGAAAUACUACUAUGUCCAGCUGUCGACUGGUGUUUCGCAGUGGGAUGUCCCUACCGAGCCCGCUAAGACGGGCAACACUCCUGCCCCUCCUGGUGAACACCCUUACGGGACUCCCAAGCCGCCUGAGCUGAUCACGCACCCUGAUGGAUCACAAACUGUGCGCCAUGCGGACGGUACCAUGGAACCAAUCAUGCCCGAUGGGUCUCGCGGUAUAGAUGGGCCCUCUGGAGAUCGAGGACUCGGAAGCAUGGCUAUGAACGCUUUGCUCGGCGGAAAGAACUCCGGUCAUGGUGGUAGCGGUGGCGGAGGCAGCAGCUCCAGUCCAUUGGGUAGCCUUGGCGGCCUUGCGAACCAAUUCCUUGGUGGUAGUCAUGGUGGUAGUGGCAGUGGCGGCGGUAGUAGCGGAGGUAACAAGCCUUCGGGUGCGGGCAAACUUGUUGGGCAACUGGCUCAGAGCUUCAUGCACUCGGCUUCCCAGGAGAAGCCCCCCGCGCCUCAAAACUACCAUAACAGUUCCGGCCAGAACUCGCAGCAGCAGCAGCAGCAGCAUGGGGGAGGAGGUAUUGCUGGUCAAAUCAUGGGCGGUGUAGCGACCAUGUUUGGAGGGAAGCACGGCAGUAGUGGACAAAACUCGAACUUUGGCUACAACUCUGGACAACAACAGCAGCAACAGGGUGGAGGAACAUACUCUGGCCAAGCUCCCACUUACAACCCAUCAGGCUCAGCUCCAUCAGCACCUCCUGCUACUGGGGCGCAUUCUUACAGUACGCCUUCCCCGAGCCAGCAUCAGCAGCAUGGCUCUCAACACCAAUCUGGGCAGAGCCAGUCGUACGGAUCACACCAACAGCAAGGCUCCCACCAGUCUUACAAUGCGCACCAGCAACCUAGUGGUGGUCAACAGUAUGGUAGCCAGCAGCAUUCUAGCCCAACCCAGCAAUACGGCUCGCAUCAACAACAGCACGGGCCCAGUUCCCCCUAUGGAAGCCAUCAACAGCAGUCGGGUUCGCACCAGCAAUAUGGUGGAAGCUCUUUCGGAGGGAGCCCACACCUAUCGCACAACAACUCGUUCCCGCCUCCGCCUCCAGGAGGUCCGCCCCAACAAGGACAACAACAAGGACAGCAGUAUUUCCCCCCUCCCCCUGGACAUCAAUCGCAGCAUCAGCCAUCCGGGCAGGGUUAUCCUGAUACUAAAACCCACGGAGGCCAAUUCGGCGGUGCACCAGACCAGCAUUUACAAGGCUACAGUGCGCCCCCAACUGGUGGUUCCCAGCAGUAUCCUCCUCCCCCACCUGGAGGACCUCCCGGGGGAUACAACCCUUCCUACAAUGGGGGGCAUGGAAACCAGCAGCCCUCUUAUGGUAAUCAGUCGCACCACGGCAGCGGUGCUCCUCCUGUUCCUCACGGAAGCCAUCCCCAACAACAAUAUGGGGGACCUUACUGA